AUGAGAGAGCAAGUAGGUCACUGUGACAUCUGUUCAAGACCAUUUUCAUCUUUUGAAAGAUUACAAAAACAUUGGAAUAAAAAGCACACGGAAGUGCAAGCCAUAAGCUGUUGCUUUUGUGAUUUUAUAGUUAAAGAGGAGCCAUUGUUUGCUAAACAUAAAAAAGAAUUUCAUCCAAAGGAUAGGAUGGCGUGUGAGUUUUGUGCAUAUACCACAGGAAAAUGGAGUAAGCUGAAAAAACAUCACACCCAUGUUCAUGUGGCUUUCUAUAAAGAAAACAUUGCUGCUGAAUUACUAAAGAAAAACUUCAAAAAGAAAACAGUGUUAUCUUCAUGUAAAUUCCCAACAGAAUACAAAUUAAUUUCCUCAAAUUGUGGAAAUGUUGAAGUCAGAUGCUCAAUACUGAAGGAGAAAGAAAAUGUAUCAUUAACUAAUGAAAAGAUAGCUGAGUUUUACCACAAUAAAUUCAAAACAUGUGACAAAUUGCAGUUAAAUCAUGAAAAUAAAACAACAGCACCUCAAAAGUUACAGUUAUAUGAAUGUGCCCUGGAGAAUUGUAAAACUUGUCAACUAUACCAUAAUGGUAAACAGAGAGGCAGCGAGCCUCCAGCAGAGAAUUUUGUGUGUGACAUUUGCCAAACAAGUUUUAAAUCCUUAUCUCAUUUGGCUUCUCAUAAAAUUGUGCACACUCCCUUGAAAUGUUACAUAUGUUGCCACUGUGAUAAAAGUUUUAACAUUGGAGAUGAAUAUGAUCUACACUUGACAAGACAUUUUAGGUUUAAACCAUUUAAAUGUGAAUUUUGUGAAAAAUGUUAUGCAAAUAAACGUUAUCUUAAAGAUCACAUGAGAUUGCAUACUGGAGAAUCAAUUCACAAAUCAGAAGAUGAAAAUAUGGUCAAUAGAUCUGGUUUCAAAUCUUCAGAAGAUGAAAAUUCUGUUAGUUCAUUUGACUGUAUAUCUACAGUAGAUGAAACUGCAGCUAACACAUCUGUUUCCACCUCCAUGCUGGGCAGCUUCUUAGAUAUGAACUGA
Molecule: messenger RNA, 1032 nt
Organism: Physella acuta
Lineage: Eukaryota; Metazoa; Mollusca; Gastropoda; Physidae
Product: zinc finger protein 28-like
Biological process (GO): regulation of DNA-templated transcription
Molecular function (GO): DNA-binding transcription factor activity, RNA polymerase II-specific; RNA polymerase II cis-regulatory region sequence-specific DNA binding
Source: RefSeq, a predicted model, not a curated record